UACCAAACCGCCUCUGUUUUGUUUCUACAAACUACAUCCAUCAUGGCGAUGCAUGCAAAAACAACUCCGCCACAGAUCCCCGACACCCGCCGGGAGCUCGCUGAGCUGGUGAAGAGGAAACAAGAACUCGCUGAGACACUGGUGAAUCUGGAAAGACAAAUAUAUGCAUUUGAAGGGAGCUACCUAGAAGACACCCAGAUGUAUGGCAACAUCAUCAGAGGAUGGGACCGAUACCUCACCAAUCAAAAGAACUCCAAUAGUAAGACUGAUAGAAGGAAUAGGAAAUUCAAGGAGGCAGAGCGAUUAUUCAGCAAGUCAUCUGUCACAUCAGUUGCAGCAGUAUGUGCACUCGGAGGGAUACCGGAUCACAUGAACGAAAAACGUGAGGCAGGGAGUGGCACGGAAAGCGAUGCCUCUCCAGAUCUCCAGAACCAAGAGAAUGAGCCCAGCCAAGAGGACACAGAAGACGUGGACUCGACACUGCAGGACCUAAAGCCUCAGAAGGCUGCCUCCUCUUCCUCCUCAGGCAGCCAUCAUGGGAGCCACAAGAAGAGGAAGAACAAAAACAGACAUAGUCCUUCUGCCAUGUUUGAUUAUGACUUUGAAUUUGACAUGAAAGUUAACAAGAAACCAAGAGCUGAUUAUUCUACUUAAAGACGACUGGAACAGCUGAAUACCCGAGGACACGUGAAGAGAAACGCAAGAUCUCUGUGAACUUUUUAUGCCCCCACCCCCAAGUUGUCAUAUUUCAGCCUGUACUGUGUGUAUUGCUUGAAACAUUCCCCCCCAUCACCUACCUUUGGUUACGGUUGAGAUUUUGACCUGCCAAUUAAGUAGAAAUCAGUUGUUGCAUGUUACUUGAGGUCCAAUGAGGCCAACUUCCAGUAACACACCAUCUUGUAUAGUGUUAAAAAAAGAUUGUAUUUAUUAUGUAGUUAAUUUCCAUGUUUCCCACUGUAAGAAUUUUUGCUUUUUUGUUAAGCACCACAUAGUUACAUGGCCCCUGAAUGCCCAGGAUUCUUUUAAUACAUGGUUUGUUUUUCAAAAUAAAAAAAUGAUAAAAUGCCACAUAUGUGAAUAUGUUUUGGUUUUGUACUUAAAUGUCUGUAGCUGUUAGUAAAGCCAGUGCCUUUCAUCACUCAUAGCAAUUGUUGGAUGUUGUGAAUUUGCUGAAUCACCCGACAUCUCAGUUGUUUCUUGUUGGCAGAUGCCUGUUGGGUGGGGUCACCACGCGUAUGGUCCGUAAAAGGUUAUAAUAUGGAAGAGUCCAGAUUUAAGUGUUUACUUAAGUAAUACAGGGAAUAGCCGGCACAUUCUCUUCUGACAGUUCUCUGUUUGUUUUAUGAAAAUAGUUACUUAAGUAAAUAGACCUCUCAGAGCACAAGCUAUUGACAGCGCAGUGCUAUUUACACAAUGUUGUCUGUCUUUUGUCAGUUGUAAACUAACAUCUCUGGCUGUUUUAAUAAACAGUUGAUGCAAACACUA
This is a messenger RNA of Scatophagus argus, 1485 nucleotides long. It is a transcript of the gene meaf6, whose product is annotated as MYST/Esa1-associated factor 6. NCBI's taxonomy places the organism in Eukaryota, Metazoa, Chordata, Actinopteri, Scatophagidae. The coding region runs from base 43 to 654 and encodes 203 amino acids. The transcript is spliced from 8 exons. The record is from RefSeq and is a predicted model, not a curated record. Gene Ontology annotation, cellular component: NuA4 histone acetyltransferase complex.